Girardinichthys multiradiatus is the source of this 1108-nucleotide messenger RNA. RefSeq lists its product as uncharacterized. NCBI's taxonomy places the organism in Eukaryota, Metazoa, Chordata, Actinopteri, Cyprinodontiformes, Goodeidae. The transcript is spliced from 8 exons. The coding region runs from base 153 to 1097 and encodes 314 amino acids. The record is from RefSeq and is a predicted model, not a curated record.
UAAACGUUCCUCUUGCCUAACUGUAAGCCUUCUAUAUAACAGGCCGACUUUCCCCCCGAUGCUCCGCAUUUACUCUUUCUUUUCUCACUGGUAAUUUGGUGGACAUGAAGCGGGUGAGCAGGGGCAAACAAGUAUAAUAUCAGCAGACUACAAUGGGAAAGCACAACUUUGGGCGUCUUGUUGCCAUACUCAUAUCUGUUGGUGUCUUUGCAAUAAGCCUGGUUUUCAAUGGGCUGUCUGUGGUUGGAGUUGGUCCAUAUACAACAACCACGAGCAAUGUGUCGGCAGUGUAUGACACUGAGAUCACCCCUUCAGGCUGGACCUUCAACAUCUGGAUUGUCAUCUAUAUCUGGCUGGUGGCAAUGAUUGUCUACAUUGUUUCCGGUCUUUGCAGAAGAAAUGGUUAUGGAUAUGUCUACUGCAGCCCUGCAGUGUUACCCUAUGGAUUCUUCAUCAGCUGGUGUCUCAAUCAGGGAUUUAAUAUUUCUUGGCUUCUUGUUUGGGACAGAGGACUGAUGAUUCCUGCACUCAUUUUCCUUAUCCUGAUCAUCUCUACAAACUACUCCAUGGUUUGCUUCAUCUGUCAUGGACUUCACAUUUAUGGACCCUGGCUGAAUAAGAACAGCAAAGUGGACCUGUGGCUCAUUCGUGUGCUGGUUCUUAAUGGUGUGAUGAUAUACACAACAUGGACAACCAUUGCAAUGUUCCUCAACCUGACAAUCGUGCUGAAAUAUGAAGCCAACAUGUCCUCGGCAGACUCAGCCACACUCUCAUACUCUCUUUUGACUGUUGUACUGCUUGCAUGGUUCAUUGUGGAAAACUUUGUCCUGGACAAGUAUCUGCGGUAUGUUUUUAUUCCCUACGUUGUUGUGAUCUGGGCUCUGACUGGAAACCUGGACAAGAAUUAUGACACCUCCUCACCCAGCCGCAAUGGCAUCUUCAUUGCCGUCCUGCUGGCUGGAUCCGGUGUGAUGCUCGCCAUUCGGAUAGUUUUAGUGGUAUGGAGAGACGUCAAGCAGCCACUCUUCGAAGACGCUGCUCCUGAAACCAUGGAAGUGUCAGAAAUUGCUGAGAAGCAGAAAAAGAUAUUUUGUUGAGAUUUCUGUGU